CAAAACCGCCGUCUGUGGACCCUACGUCCGACCUGUAAACCACCAGAUGUUUCUCAGCUUCGUGCCGAGAGGAACGGAGGAGAUGCGCGUACGAGGGGGCAGCGGCAGGAGGACAUCUCUUUGCCUGGAUCUUUUCUCGGUGGAUAAGAUAGUGGACCAGCUGCAGCAGUUUGUUCAGAGCUAUGAUCUGGCUGCCCUGCGGGAUUACUGGAAUUAUCUUGACCGACGCCUUUUCAGCCGUUUGGAAGAUGUGUACCGACCAACAGUGAACAAGCUGAAAACCAGCUUAUUCCGAUACUACCUCAUCCAUACUGUUCAGACUGGCCGCAAUGACAAGGCGCAGGAGUUUUUCCUCAAGCAGGCCUCUGAGCUCCAGAACCAGGCGGAGUGGAAGGAUUGGUUUGUCCUGCCCUUCCUCCCUGCCCCAGACUCCAACCCCACCUUCGCCACCUAUUUCUCGCGCCAGUGGGCAGAUACAUUUAUUGUGUCUCUGCACAACUUCCUGAGUGUCUUAUUUCAGUGCAUGCCAGUUCCAGUCAUUUUGAACUUUGAAGCUGAAUGUCUCAGGAGCAGUCUCAUGCAAGAAGAAAAUGAAUCGUUGCGGCAUAAGCUGUUUGCUUUGCAGGCCGAAUCCUCCCGCAUGAAGAAAGAGGAACUGGAGGUGGAACAAGCAGUUGUGCAUCACAAGUUGCCUGCAUAUGUGGCCAACAUGGAUCGACUAGGGGACUCUGAGCUUGCUAUGACCUGCAGCCAGAGGAGUACUGCACAUUCUCUUCAGUCCCGGGGAGGCUUUCUGUCCUCUUUUCUCUCCCAAAGUAAAAAGGGCCCUUCCAGACCAGCCCAUCCAACUGGGGCCUCUCCAACGCAGACUGGCAGUAUGCUGCUAGGGAAGAAGGAACCAACAAAUCACCAGAGUGCCAAAGGAAAAGAAGGAACAGUGAGCUGUAAGGACGGGAAGAGCCACUUCAGUGGAUUAGUAGCAGGCGAAUCAAGUUCCCUGCAGCAGCGGCAGAAGCGCUUGCAAGAGCAUGGGAAGGAAAGGAAGGAGCUGCUGUCAAAAGGGACCUUCCAGGGCCAAAGUGCAGAGAAGAAAACAGAUAUUAGCACAGCUGAGACAGAGCCAUGCUCAGAGCUGCAUGCUGAGCAAGCAGAGGCUGCAACCAAAAUGCCUACCAGCAGUGCAGAGGCUGCGGGGGUCCGGCAGGAGCAGCCUUUCAUCGUCCUGAGCCAGGAGGAGUAUGGGGAGCACCAUUCAUCCAUCAUGUACUGCAGGGUUGAUUGUUCUGGACGGAGGGUGGCCAGCUUGGAUGUGGACGGGGUCAUCAAAGUCUGGUCUUUUAACCCCAUAAUGCAAACUAAAGCUUCAUCCAUUUCCAAAUCUCCGUUGCUGUCUCUGGAAUGGGCGACCAAGCGUGAUCGGCUGCUAUUGCUUGGCAGUGGGGUCGGGACAGUUCGUCUUUAUGACACGGAAGCAAAGAAGAAUCUCUGUGAAAUCAGCAUUGAUGAAGACAUGCCCAGGAUCCUCUCGCUUGCCUGCAGCCCAAGUGGUGCCUCCUUUGUCUGUUCUGCGGCAGCCCAGAGCCCCAUCUCCCACAUGGACUUCUCAGCAGUCAGCUCCGGGGGCAAAAGCAUGAACCAAGUUCCUGGGAAGCUGCUACUGUGGGACACUAAAACGAUGAAGCAGCAGCUGCAGUUCUCCCUGGAGCCUGAGCCCAUUGCUAUUAACUGCACAGCCUUCAACCACAACGGCAACCUGCUGGUCACUGGGGCUGCAGAUGGGAUUGUUCGUCUCUUUGAUAUGCAGCAGCACGAGUGCGCCAUGAGCUGGAAGGCACAUGAUGGGGAAGUCUACUCCGUUGAGUUCAGCUAUGAUGAAAACACAGUCUACAGCAUAGGCGAGGAUGGCAAGUUUAUUCAGUGGAAUAUUCACAGAAGUGGCUUGAAGGUGUCUGAGUAUGAUCUUCCCAGCGAAGCUACUGGUCCUUUUGUUCUGUCUGGGUACAGUGGCUACAAGCAUCUGAAGCAGCACCUACCCAUCCCUGCUCUGUGA
Molecule: messenger RNA, 2050 nt
Organism: Pygoscelis adeliae (Adelie penguin)
Lineage: Eukaryota; Metazoa; Chordata; Aves; Sphenisciformes; Spheniscidae
Gene: WDR91
Product: WD repeat domain 91
Exons: 14
Coding region: 47-2050 (667 amino acids)
Biological process (GO): early endosome to late endosome transport
Cellular component (GO): extrinsic component of endosome membrane; early endosome membrane; late endosome membrane
Molecular function (GO): phosphatidylinositol 3-kinase regulator activity; protein binding
Source: RefSeq, a predicted model, not a curated record